Molecule: messenger RNA, 3206 nt
Organism: Beta vulgaris subsp. vulgaris (sugar beet)
Lineage: Eukaryota; Viridiplantae; Streptophyta; Magnoliopsida; Caryophyllales; Amaranthaceae
Product: ABC transporter A family member 2-like
Exons: 16
Coding region: 7-2850 (947 amino acids)
Biological process (GO): lipid transport; transmembrane transport
Cellular component (GO): membrane; intracellular membrane-bounded organelle
Molecular function (GO): ATP binding; ATP hydrolysis activity; ABC-type transporter activity
Source: RefSeq, a predicted model, not a curated record
UAAAAGAUGCAAUUGAGAAGCGGGAUCCCGCUGCUAAUGCAGCAAAUCAAAGCGCUUUUGAGGAAAAAUAUGUGGGUGGCAGGGAGGAAUAAGUACGCCUUAUUCCAACUAUUCUUCCUAACUUUCUUCUUUAUCUUCCUAAUGUUUGCGCUGGACAAGAUAGGCCACGCCAUUGCUACCGUAGAUCCCACAUUUCGUGACUUGUCUGACCCGCCAUACAACCUCCUCUCGGAGCCAAUACCGCCUUGCGAGGAGUUUAGUGUAAUCCGUCCAUGCUAUGACUUUGUUUGGAGUGGCGGACCUUCCAACUCCAACUCAAGGAUUCAACGUAUUGUUGACGCGAUCAUGGCUAACAAUCCUGGUCGACCCAUUCCACCUUCCAAGGUAAAAUCAUUCAAAACUCAAAAGGAAACAGAUGCAUGGUUUCUAAGUAACCCUGCACGCAGCCCAGGAGCUCUGCAUCUUGUUGACAGAAGCAAGUCUGUCAUCAGCUAUGGAAUUCAGCCUAACUCUACAGUAAUCUAUAUAAUUCCAUACCUAGAGACCUCUCUCAAAUUUCAGAUUCCCCUUCAGAUGGCAGCAGAACGCGAAAUCGCUAGAACCCUUCUUGGAGAUCAGAAUUUCAACUGGAGUGUUGGCAUGAAGCCGUUUGCACACCCGCCCAAGCAGAGCAAAGGAGCCCAACUGUUUACUUUUCUUGGAAAUAUUUGUUUUAUGCUGAUCACCACCCAGGUUUUCCAGAUUCAAUUGAGCAACUUGAUCAUAGAGAAAGAACAAAAAUUACGUCAGGCUAUGAAUAUAAUGGGGCUCUAUGAUUCUGCUUACUGGCUUUCCUGGCUCGCUUGGGAGGUUAUCAUGACUCUCCUUGUUUCACUAUUCACAAUGAUCGCAGGCUUGUGUUUCCGGUUUUCAUUCUUCACGCGCAAUAACUUUAUUGUUGUGUCCCUUGCAUUCUACCUUAACCUACUUAGCAUGACGAGUAUUGCCUUCUUGGCCUCAACUUUUAUCAGCCAAGCACGCUCAGCAAACCAGGCAACAGUUUAUGUCCUUGUUGGCAGCUUUGCCAUUCAGCUCGUAGCAAAAUUCAUGAAGGAUAACCAGAUAGUCAAAAUUAUCAAGCAUAUAGUGCCAGUAAUCCCGUUUGCCAAAGCCGUUGAUAUGCUAACGACAGCAGCUACAAGCAACAACGGGAUGAGCUGGAAGGGACGGAAUAAGUGUCCACAGGGUGAAGAUAGCGAACCAUGUAUUUUCACGAUGGAUGGUGUAUUCAUUAGGCUCAUAGGAGCCUUCUUUUUGUGGCUUCUGGUGGCUUUAUAUUUAGACAACAUACUUCCAAGUGAGAAUGGCAUAUCCAAGUCACCGUUGUACUUUCUGAACCCAGGGUACUGGACAGGAGGAGGAGGAAUUGGAGCUUUUGAAAGUGGCAUUUUCAACUGUACAAAAUGGCUUCCAAAACCUGAGACAGUUACACCAGAUGAUGAAGAUGUCCUUGAAGAAGAAAACAAGAUUAAAAAGAUGAUGGACAAUGGUAUGGUGGAUCCAGAUGUUGCCGUUCAGAUAAGAGGUCUUAUCAAGACUUUUCCAGGAAAAUUGAAUAAGAAAUUAAAGAUGUCCCCUCCUUUUCACUCUGUUAAGGGCUUAUGGGUCAACUUCCCUAAGGAUCAGCUCUUUUGCCUCCUCGGGCAUAAUGGGGCUGGAAAGACCACAACAAUCAGCUGCUUGACUGGUAUAGUACCAGUGAGCGGAGGAGAUGCACUAAUAUACGAUCAAUCUGUUAGAAGUUCUGUUGGAAUGUCCAACAUCCGAAGAAUUAUAGGUGUUUGCCCUCAGUUUGAUAUCUUGUGGAAUGUAUUAAGCGGUGAAGAACACCUGGACCUUUUUUGCAACAUAAAAGGCCUACCUCCUGAUUCAAUCCCAACAAUUGUUCACAGAUUACUAGAAGAUGUUCAGCUGGCUAAAUCAGCUAAAGUCCGAUCAGGUAGUUAUAGUGGAGGAAUGAGACGGCGUCUCAGUGUUGCUGCAGCCCUUAUUGGUGACCCAAAAUUGGUUAUUCUAGAUGAACCGACUACUGGUAUGGAUCCACUUACUAGAAGACAUGUCUGGGACAUUAUAGAAAGUUCAAAAAGGGGGCGAGCCAUUGUUCUAACAACACACUCGAUGGAAGAAGCUGAUGUUCUAAGUGAUCGUAUAGGGAUUAUGGCAAAGGGAAGGCUACGUUGUGUAGGAACACCGAUUCGAUUGAAGAUGCGGUUUGGGACAGGUUUUGUUGCUCAUAUGAACUUUGACAGCAAAGCAGGUGAAAUAGGCAACAAAGCUCGAGAGGGGCUAAAGCAAUUGUUUAAAACACAAUUGAAUGUUGAACCCAUGGAGGAGACCAAGUCAUAUACUAGCUACAUCAUUCCCCAUGAGAAAGAACCAUUAUUAAAGAGAACUUUUGGCGAGGUCCAAGAUAGACAAAGUGAAUUCGGUAUAACAGACAUCCAGCUCGGUCUUGCAACUCUAGAAGAAGUCUUUCUGAAUGUUGCUAAACAAGAAGAAAUGGAAAAUGCUGCUACAGAGGAGAAACUGGUAACUCUAAGUCUGACAUCUGGUACCUCGAUACAGAUACCGGUUGGAGCCAGAUUUGUUGGGAUUCCAGGAACAGAAUCUGACAAGAAUCCUCAGGGAACUAUGGUGGAAGUGUACUGGGGAGAAGGUGACAAUGGUGCUCCCGAAAUAUUGGGUCACUCGCCCGAAAAGCCUAUACCCCCUGGGCUAAACUUAACUCUCCCCAAGUCAACAACAACAAAAACAGAACUUCGAGGAAUUGUCAUUCAUCCUAGCCAGAUUUCCGGCGAAUCUUUCGCCUAAUUAAGACAUAGACUAAUCUUUCAUAGCUCGAAAAUGAGUAGUCCAUUUAAUUAAACAUAAGUAAAUCUUCCACUUUUCUCAGUAUAUUUGAUAUUAGACACAAUAGGUAGGAAGAUUAGAAGACAUUAUUGUAGAUACUAGACUUAUUUCUCAGUUGUAGAUUAGAGGAGAGAAAAUUGAUUUCUCCCCUACACUUUGUAACUACAUUUUAAUGUGCAAAAUUAGAAAGAAAAUUUCUAUUUUAACUCAAAUAUAUCCAUUUGUAGUAGUACCAAAUGUUUUUCUUCAUAUGUAGGCAGUAGAAAACAAACAAAAAAAAUUCAGUAUUUUGAUUUGCCUACAAUUAAGGGAUACGA